Molecule: messenger RNA, 513 nt
Organism: Haliotis rubra (blacklip abalone)
Lineage: Eukaryota; Metazoa; Mollusca; Gastropoda; Lepetellida; Haliotidae
Product: selenoprotein S-like
Exons: 5
Coding region: 67-513 (148 amino acids)
Biological process (GO): endoplasmic reticulum unfolded protein response; retrograde protein transport, ER to cytosol
Cellular component (GO): endoplasmic reticulum membrane; Derlin-1 retrotranslocation complex; Derlin-1-VIMP complex
Source: RefSeq, a predicted model, not a curated record
GAACACGUAUUAUAAGGUGAACAGCGUCGAUAGUGACUGCACCGUGGUCAAAUACGGUCUCGCACCAUGGGAGAUGUUGGCGGAGAUGGGAAUCCUCAUCCAGAAGUUUUACGAAAUGAAAAUCCAGCUUUAGUCACCAACGUGUUUUCUACAGGUGUGGAGGUGAUACAGACCUACGGCUGGUUCCUGCUUGCUGGUGUUCUACUCCUUCUUUACCUGCGGAAAAAGUUCCAGGCAUCAUGGGACAAGAUGCAGAAAUCUCGAGAGGAAGAGAGCUACAAGAAAUAUGAUGUAGGUGUGGCUCAGAGCCGCCUUGAGGCCAUGGAACAGUCUCGACAGCGUAUGCAGGAACAGCUCAAUGCCCAGGCAGAAGAAUAUGCAGAGAAACAGAGAAAGAAAGAGGAAGAAAAGAGGAAACAAAAGAUUGAAGAUUGGGAUCGUCACUUAGAAGGAAAGGGCUACAGAUCCAGGUAUAAGCCGAGACACAAAGUUAACCCAGAAAUCUGUAAAUGA